GGCGGCUGAGACGAUACGAUAAGCUGGGGAUACGUCGCGACAGCAGACGGUUGCAGCCCAGCCAGUGGUGCUGACCACCAUGUCGAGCGGCGAGGGUGACGAUAGCGAAUAUGAUGAUAUCAAAGUGUUUUUCACCUCUUCAGAGUGGAAGGAACUGACUAGUGAAGAAAAAAGGUGCCACCGAAAGUCAAAGGACAACUAUGAAGCCAUACGGCGCUGCGGGUGGACCACCAGGCCUCCAUUUUUCAUGUGCCGAAAGCCCCCUGCUCCAGCGCGUCAGCAUCCACCUGAGACGCAGGACGAGACUGCCGGAGAGGGAGCGGCGCUCCCAUCCAAGCUGCUCCCAUCUCUACUGGACCAGGCCGAGGAACAGGGACAUCCUCCAGGCCCAUCCCCCGACCAGCCGCGCGAGGGCGCCAGCGUCGAGCCCAGGACCUUGGAAACCAGCAUCUUCGAUCCAAAGACCUCCAGGCUCAGCACCCUCGUGCUCACUACCUCCGAGCUCACUACCUCCGAGCUCACCACCCCUGAGCCCAAGACCUCCGCGGACAGAACCCCCGGACUCAGCACCCCCGGACUCAGCACCCCCGAACCACCCAAGACAUCCGAGCCCCGGACCUCCGCGGUCGCCCGCUUACCCAAGCGGGCCGUAAGCCGCAUGGCGCACAAGGACCCAGUGCUGCAGGUCAACCACUCCCUCGCCGCCGCCGCGCCGCCGCCUGCCGGUGCUGCCGGUGCUGCUGGGGCUCGCGGGGAGCAGGCGCCGGGCGGAGAGGACCGCGGCCAGCAGGACGCCGCCGGGGAGGCGCCCCACCGCUGUGCGACCUGCGGGGCGGUCUUCAGGAGGGCGGCCCUCCUCCGGGCCCACAUGCGGGCCCACGCGGCCCACGGACUGAAUAGCCGUGCACACUGCGCAGUCUGCGGCGUUACUUCAGCGGGUAGUGCUGGCCGCCGUUGGCACAAGGAGUCUCGCAAAGGCACCGCCCCCGAGGCCAGGACCUCCAGGCGCAAGACGCACGAGCCCAGGACCCCCGAGGCCAGGACCUCCAAGCGUAAGACGCACGAGCCCAGGACCGACGAGCCCAGGACCUCCAGGCGUAAGACACACGAGCCCAGGACCUCCGAGCCCAGGACUUCCAGGCGUAAGACGCACGAGCCCAGGACCCCCGAGGCCAGGACCUCCAGGCGUAAGACGCACGAACCCAGGAUCUCCGAGGCCCCGCGCUCCCCCAAGCACUUCGUGAGCCGGAAGACGCACCAGAAGCGUCCAAGCCAGAAGCAAGAGCCGCAGGACAACGUCUCCCUGACCGCUGCCGAGUCGCCGCCUGCUGGUGCUGCUGGGACCCGCGGGCACCAAGCGCGGGCCGGAGGGGACCGCGGCCUCCAGGACGCCGCCGGGGAGGCACCUCACCGCUGCGCGACCUGCGGGGCGGUCUUCAGGAGGGCGGCCCUCCUCCGGGCCCACAUGCGGAGCCACGCCGCCGAUGAACUGGACAGCGGGGAACACUGCGGCGUCAGGUCACCGGAUAGUGCUGACCUCCGUAGACACACGGGGACUCGCGCAGGUGAUGGACCUUACAGCUGCCAGAGUUGCGGAAAUAUAUUUAGUAAGAGGACCGCACUUCGUAGACAUCUGAAGACUCACACAGUUGAGAAGCCUAACGAGUGCCAGGCGUGUGGAAGAGGGUUUAUUGAACGCACCGCCCUCCGUAAACACAUGAGGACUCACACAUGUGAGAAACCUUAUGAAUGCCAGACUUGCGGAAAACGGUUUACUGAACGCGACACACUCCGUGUACACAUGAGAACUCACACAGGUGAGAAACCUUAUGAAUGCCAGACUUGUGGCACAGAAUUCAGGCAACGUGGUAAUCUCCAUGUGCACAUGAGAACUCACACAGGUGAGAAACCUCACAAAUGUCAAACUUGCGGCAAGAGAUUUUCUCGCCGCUCUGCACUUCGUAUACACUUGAGGGUUCACACGGGUGAGAAACCUUACAAAUGCCUGACUUGUGGGGCAGGCUUCACUACGAGUUCUACUCUCAAAGUACACAUGAGAACCCACACGGGUGACAGACCGUAUAUCUGCCAGACUUGUGGGGCAGGUUUCUCUGUGAGUACUACUCUCAAAGUACACAUGAGAACCCACACGGGUGACAGACCGUAUACCUGCCAGACUUGUGGGGCAGGUUUCUAUGUGAGUACUACUCUCAAAGUACACAUGAGAACCCACACGGGUGACAGACCGUAUAUCUGCCAGACUUGUGGGGCAGGUUUCUCUGUGAGUACUGCUCUCAAAAUACACAUGAGAACCCACACGGGUGACAGACCGUAUAUCUGCCAGACUUGCGGUAAAGGGUAUAUUGACAGCACAGGCCUCCGCAGACACCUUAAGACCCACACAGGUGAGCACCCUUACAUCUGCUAGAUUUUCCCACGACUUCUCCUCUCAUAAGACACAGAGGGUCAAAACAGAGUUGUUAGUUUACAUUUACCAUAUUUUUGGCAAAGGUUUGUCUUAAUGUGGGCCAUCUUUGCAGUCAUACACCGAUAAGAAGUCUUUUAUGCCACAACUUUUAAGUGGGAGUAAAAACUCUGCGGACACAUGAAUAUGUACCAUCAUGGAUUGUAAUAGGAGUUAUUCUUAUUGAGAGCGACCAUCGUAACGAAAUCGAACUAUUUAAUGUAUUUCUCGAGCUAGUUUUAGUUUUCUGUUUUUAGUAUCUGUUUGCAGGUUGUUUGCCUUUUUUAAAUUACUCUGUAAUUAUUAGUACUCUGUGAUUAUUUUGCGUUUUUGCUUUUAUCGUCGCCAAUUUGGCUCUGUGGAUUUUUUAUUACCCUAUAACUGUAGUUUACGAGUUUAUUUAA
This is a messenger RNA of Frankliniella occidentalis (western flower thrips), 2868 nucleotides long. Its product is annotated as zinc finger protein 135-like. Gene Ontology annotation, molecular function: DNA-binding transcription factor activity, RNA polymerase II-specific; RNA polymerase II cis-regulatory region sequence-specific DNA binding. The record is from RefSeq and is a predicted model, not a curated record. Gene Ontology annotation, biological process: regulation of transcription by RNA polymerase II. NCBI's taxonomy places the organism in Eukaryota, Metazoa, Arthropoda, Insecta, Thysanoptera, Thripidae. The coding region runs from base 80 to 2428 and encodes 782 amino acids. The transcript is spliced from 6 exons.